Molecule: messenger RNA, 3240 nt
Organism: Closterium sp. NIES-65
Lineage: Eukaryota; Viridiplantae; Streptophyta; Zygnematophyceae; Desmidiales; Closteriaceae
Source: the annotation of a GenBank genome assembly
AUGGGUGUGGUCGUACCUAAUCAACCCGCGGCUAGGGUCACUAAGCAUGGAGACGUCGUGGAUUCUGGAGCGGAGGAUCACAACACAAAGCUGACACGGAUGCAGGUGGAGCACUACGGCAUGAAGAGGGAUCUUGCGAUCUGGAAAGCAGCAGUCACCGCCGUCGGAGCGGCGAUGGGUUACAGUGUCGAUCAGCUCCUUGCAGGAGCUGCACACGUCUUGCAGGCGCAAGGUUUUGAAGGGGGCGCGGCGACACCUGGGGGCAGCCAGUCCACUGCACCCUCCACCCCCAACCCCCGUGCAGCAGCGCGGCCUUGCACUACCGACAGCCCCAGUUCCAAAGGAGGAUCUGCUGAGAGCGUAGCACUGGACGGUGCAGGCAGUGGCAUAGUCGAGCUAGGGGUGGUUCAUCCCAGCCCCUGCGCGCUACCCGUGCCUGCCGCUCCGAGGUGGUCGAUAAAUGGCACAGAGGGAAGUAUGCAUGUCACGCACCAGGCAGAGCCGGCGGUGGCUCAUGCAUGUGGAGCAAGGCCUGUGGUGCUGGCUAUGCCGGCAAAGAGGAAACGAGAAGACCCGCAUGCGUCGGGGGCGGAUGCUGAGGGCGGCGCUACUGCUUGCAAGAGCAAGGGUAAGGGACAGGGUCGUAGUUCACAGUACAAGGGUGUGCGCAGGGAGAAGCGCGGUAGGUGGAGCGCCAAGAUUCUGUUCCGAGAGAAGAAUAAGAAGAAGCGGACGCAGAUGAGGCUAGGUGCGUACAAUAAGGAGCUGGAGGCUGCCACGGCGUACGCAGCAGCGGUGCACGUGGUCAAAGAUGGUAAGCGCGUGUCAGGCACAGUGGAGCUGACGGAUGAGGAGAAGGUGGACUGCACGGAGGAGGAGACAGCAGGGGACGGCGAUGAGCACUCUGACUCGCAAGACGAUGACGCGGGGGAUGCAGCCGGAUGUGCCGUGGAGGAAGGAGAUGAGGUGAUUGAGUUGGAUGGGGAAGGGUUGGGCGACGCAGAGGGAACGGCCCGGCGGGGCACACCCCCAGAACUCAAUGAGGACGCUGCUGCAGCGAUGGGUGGUGUGGCUAGUGCGGCCCAUGGUGCAUCGCAAGUCUCGCCGAAUGCGGCGGUCGCGUCUAGCGUCGGUGCGGGCGAUGAGGAUGUGGGUAGCGAUGGCGAAGGGGAGGCUGCGCCUGUCCGAUCCAAGGCUGUUGCCUCCGUUAUGGCCGAAGAGCCUAGCGCGGCAAAAGGGAAGGCUGCGGCGUCUCCGCUUAAACCAGUGGCUGACAACCCCUUUGAGGCAAUGCCCUGCGCAUCUGCGCAGCCGGCAAGUGGAUCUCGUCGGGAUGAGACGGUUGCCGAUGACGCCGUCGUGAUUAGCCGCGCCGACCUCGAGGCGCUGAAGACGGCGAGAGACGAGGGCGAGCGCCGGAUUGCGCGGCUAGAGGCGCUGCUGCUGGCCAUAAACGACAGGGAAACGCAGAACAAGAGGCCGAGGGGUCCGAGGGAGGAACGGGCGCAAGGAGAUGCGCGGCCGCGCAAGCGCAGGCAGGUCGAAUCGGGCUCGGAGGACGCGACAUCGGAGGAGGGAGAGGAAGAAGAUGCGGAGGCGGAGCCAGUGAGGGCACGCCGUGUGGUCCGGCGGCGCCAGAUGACAGUCUCGAGCUCACCCAUACUUCAGGAGGCAUUUGAUUUCCUGCCGUCCGGCAAAGCAUGGAAGGUUACCGACACGGUUCUUAACUGGGACAAGCUCAAGGCCCGCCUAUCAAACUCUGCUGGUGGCAACGCGAAGGUGGUGAACGGCCUCCACCAGGUCGCCGAGGGGGCAAUGGCGCAGGCGAUCCAAGACUUCAAGCCCAAGUACGAUGCUGAUGCCCAGGCGUGGGUAUGGGGGGAGCACGGGCUGAUGCUGUCCUCGUGCGGGCUAGAGCACUUGAUUCCAGGCCGUUACGCGCAGAGGGCGCCAAUCGUGGAAGCCGGUGCCCUUUUUCGCGAUGUUGUCCUCAUCGGCACGUUCGAAUGCGCCGGCAGUCACGCGACGCGGCUGCAGGCGGAGCAGCCGGACGACGGAUGUAAUCCCAUUAAUCUCACCGCGCCUGGCAUUCAGAGCGUUAGCGUUCCUGCGUUGGAUCCGGCGGCAAACGUGGCGUUAAAUCCGGCAGCGUCAGUUGCGGCGGAAGUUGCGGCAGAAACGCCGUUGGGUGGUUAUUGCCUGGGAAAUGAAGAGACAUGUGUGCCGAGUCGCUCCGGUUCUCGUGAGCGGGACGCGCGGCGGAUUAAUGUUGCCGUCAACGACUCGCUUGUAGAUGAUGAUAACAGCUCCACCAUUAAUGGCAAUAGCGUAAGCCGCGACAGCAGCAGCGGCGGCGGCGGCGGCGGCGGCGGCGGCGAAAGCAGCGAGGCGGAGGUGGCGCGGCGCGUGAGCGAGCGAAUGAUGGCUUUAAUCGCGGAGGGACGCGACCAGCUGGAAGGCGACCGGCUCUUAGAGGCUGUCGCCACAUACGACGAGGCGGAGCGGCUAUUGCGGCGGCUGUACGAGCGACUGCAGCACGGGAGAGGCAUGGCCAAGUCGCUGCUGCACAUGCACGAGCCGGCUGUUGCGGACUUUGAGCAGGCAGUGACCGCCAACCCCAGCAACGCGCGGCUGUGGAUGGAGGCAGUGAGCGCCAACCCUGGCAGUGCAAAGCUGUGGAAAGAGGUGACUGCCCCAGGCAACCCACAUCUUAUCACAAAAUGUGCUUCUCUGGCUUCUCCUCCCAUACAGGCAGUCAGCGCCAACCCUGGCAGUGCAGAGUUGAGGAUGGAGGCAGCGAGCGCCAAUCCCGACAGUGCAGAGCUGUGGAUGGAGGUGGGGGUGGAGCGUGAGGCGCUGGGACACCACGAGAGGGCGCACGAGGCGUUCAGCUGUGCCCUGCUGCUGCAACCAGGGAAUGCGGAGGAGCUCAAACGGCGAGGGCUGAGCGCGUUCAACUUGUAUCGCUUCAAGGACUCUCUCAAAGAUCUGCUGCCCGCGCUGCACAUGCUGCCGAACGACGCCGACCUCAACCAAGCCGUGGGAAUCGCAUUGGUGCGGUUGAACCAGUUCCGGGCGGCACAGCCGUACCUGGCUCGGACGGUGGAGCUGCUCCCAUUGGAUGCGGACCUGCGCAAGGAGAAGGGGCGCCUGCACCGCCUGCUGGGGGAGACCGACCAGGCUGAGAGGGACCUCCUGCUCUCGCUCCAGCUCGGACACCUCCCUAAACCCGAACCCUAA